This is a messenger RNA of Morus notabilis, 2261 nucleotides long. Its product is annotated as chaperonin 60 subunit alpha 2, chloroplastic. Gene Ontology annotation, molecular function: ATP-dependent protein folding chaperone; ATP binding. Gene Ontology annotation, biological process: protein refolding. The transcript has 9 exons. NCBI's taxonomy places the organism in Eukaryota, Viridiplantae, Streptophyta, Magnoliopsida, Rosales, Moraceae. The record is from RefSeq and is a predicted model, not a curated record. The coding region runs from base 74 to 1822 and encodes 582 amino acids.
AACAAAACCCCAUUAUAUACAUAUAACCUUCGGAAGAAAAGGCUUUGAGAACAAUCAUCAAAAGCAAAGAAAAAUGCCUCCCUCCUUGGCUUCUUCUCGGCUAUUCUUCCCUCAGAAACCUCUCUUCCCUUUUCAAAGCCAAAGCCUAGCUGGGUUUUGGCGAAAUCCGCAGAGAAGGAGGAAUCUUGUGCUCAGAGCAGGCCCAAAAAAGAUUUUAUUUGGAAUAGAAUGCAGGGAAGCCUUACAAGCUGGGAUUGAUAAGCUAGCCGAUGCUGUUUCUCUCACCUUAGGACCUAAAGGGCGUAAUGUUGUUCUCUCUGAGUCUGAUACAUUAAAAGUAAUUAAUGACGGCGUUACCAUUGCUCGAUCCAUAGAGCUUCCAGAUGCAAUUGAGAAUGCCGGAGCAAUGCUAAUCCAAGAGGUUGCGAGUAAAAUGAAUGAUUUGGCAGGUGAUGGAACCACCACUGCAAUUAUUAUGACACGCGAACUUAUCAAAUGUGGGAUGUUGGCUGUUGCUUUUGGUGCUAAUCCAAUUUCUUUGAAGAAAGGGAUGGAUAAGACUGUAAAAGAAUUGGUCAAGGUCUUAAAGAAAAGAAGUUUUCCUGUGAAAGGGAGGGAUGAUGUUAAAGCUGUGGCAUCAGUCUCUGCUGGAAAUGAUGAAUUUGUUGGAAACUUAUUAGCUGAUGCUAUAGAAAAGAUUGGUCCUGAUGGAGUGAUCUCAAUUGAGUCAUCUUCGUCAUUUGAAACCUCUGUGUUAGUCGAGGAAGGAAUGAAGAUUGACAAGGGUUACAUGUCCUCUUACUUUAUUACAAACCAGGAGAAAUCCACUGUAGAGUUUGACAAUGCUAAAGUCCUUGUAACUGAUCAGAAGAUAUCUACUGUUAAAGAAAUUGUGCCUCUACUAGAAAAGACUACCCAAUUGAGUGUACCUUUGCUGAUUAUUGCGGAGGACAUCUCAAGGCAAGUAUUGGAAACACUUGUGGUAAACAAAAAGCAAGGUCUAUUGAAUGUUGCUGUAGUAAAAUGUCCGGGAUUUGGGGAUGGAAAGAAAGCUCUUUUGCAAGAUAUUGCACUUAUGACAGGUGCUGAUUUUCUUUCUGGAGAUUUCGGGUUGACCCUUGAAGGUGCUACUUCGGAUCAACUCGGUAUUGCACGGAAAGUGACUAUCACUGGUAAUUCAACAACCAUAGUUGCUGACCCUUCUACUAAAGCUGAAAUUCAGGCAAGGAUAUUGCAGAUUAAGAAGGAUCUUGCAGAGACAGAUAAUGCAUACUUGUCAAGAAAGCUCUCUGAAAGAAUCGCCAAACUUUGUGGUGGUGUGGCUGUUAUUAAGGUAGGAGCACACACUGAAACAGAACUCGAAGACCGAAAACUGAAAAUUGAGGAUGCAAAAAAUGCCACAUUUGCUGCUAUGGAUGAAGGAGUGGUGCCUGGUGGUGGUGCCACAUAUGUGCAUCUUUCCGAGUUGGUUCCUUCCAUUAAAACUUCUUUUGAUGAUCUAGAUGAGCAGAUUGGUGCUGACAUCGUUGCAAAGGCUCUCCUAGCACCUGCAAAAUCGAUUGCAACUAAUGCAGGAGUUGAUGGAGAAGUUGUUGUCGAGAAGAUUCGGACUUCUGAUUGGAGAAUGGGAUACAAUGCAAUGACGGGCAGGUAUGAAGAUCUUCCGAAUGCCGGCGUCCUAGAUCCUUGUAGGGUUUCAAGGUGUGCCCUUGAAAAUGCAGUCUCCAUUGCCGGGUUAGUUCUAACAACACAAGCUGUGUUGGUGGAGAAAACAAGGAAAAAAGAGCCGCGUGUCCCUCUCGUUCCAGGAAUAAUGUCAUAACAUAUUGCUUAGAAUUCCAAAGAGCCCUUGAAAAUUAUGAAGAAGCCAUCGGGAGAUUUCCAUUAGUUUGCUAUUAUUGGCGGGAGUGCUUGUGAAUUCGCUUCUAACAUUUGAAGAUGUGGGGAAGAAAAAUGUGUUGCCUCUGAAUAUUGGAAUAUGAAAAGCAUGUAUUUUCCAUAGAGGUUGUAGAGCUAAAAGAUUCGGCGAUGCUCACUCACUUCACCGUUGUAAAAAUGAUUCCAACUCAUCCAUAAUUCUUUAACUUUUUUUUUUUCCCUUCUUUUUACUAGGCUAGUUCAUAUCAGCUGUUAAACUUAUUAUUAUUAUUUUGGAACAAGGGAUCUAUGCAGCGAAAUCCCAAGCUUUCUUCUGAUUCUGUUCUACUAUAGUUUUGAGUUAUUAUAGUCAAGAUCAUAUUCAGUGUUUGUUGUCUCUUUCA